Messenger RNA from Oncorhynchus keta (chum salmon), 1392 nucleotides. RefSeq names its product F-box only protein 8-like. Bases 160 to 1179 code for a protein of 339 amino acids. Lineage: Eukaryota; Metazoa; Chordata; Actinopteri; Salmoniformes; Salmonidae. Gene Ontology annotation, molecular function: guanyl-nucleotide exchange factor activity; protein binding. The record is from RefSeq and is a predicted model, not a curated record. The transcript has 6 exons. Gene Ontology annotation, biological process: regulation of ARF protein signal transduction.
GCGACGAUAGUGGGUAUUUUUGGCCAGCAUUCAGCGGAGAUGGGAACAUCUGGUUACCGGUAGAAGACCCAAAACUAUUCCCACCGAAGUUGUUUACGUUCUGGACUGUGUAUACGUCGCGGCGGCGGUACAAUCUUCCAUACAAUUCAGAUCCUGCAGAUGGGUCAGGGCCUGUGGAGGGUGGCCAGGAACCAGCAGCUGCAGCAGGAGUACGGAGAGCACUGGGAUGCUGGACCUGGCCUUGACGGAGAUCCCCAGGAUUUGGGGAUGGAGAUGGGGGUUAACCCAGGCCAGGCUCCCCCCUCCCCCGGGGUGGGCGACCUGCCACCUCACCCCCACCCGCGGCGCCACCCCCAGCACUGCCAAGGGGCAGACAUCUACCAGCUGCUACGUGCCCGCCGGGGGAAGGAGCAGCAGGGUUUUAUAGACUUGGAGAUGCUUCCUCCAGAGCUCAGCAUCACCAUCCUGUCCUACCUGAACGCUACAGACCUCUGUCUGGCAUCCUGCGUGUGGCAGGACCUGGGCCACGACGAGUACCUCUGGCAGGGUUUGUGUAAGUCCACAUGGGGUCACUGUUCCAUCUACAAUAGAAGGCUUCCCUAUGGCUUCUCAUAUAGAAGACUCUACAUGAUGCUAGAUGAAGGCAGUCUGACGUUCAACGCUAACCAUCAGGAGGGUAUCAGUUACUUCAUGUCCAAAGGCAUACUGGUGGACCACCCCAAGGAGCUGGCCAAGUUCAUCUUCUGCACUCGCACGCUCAACUGGAAGAUGCUGAGGGUAUACCUAGAUGAGAGGAGAGAUGUUUUGGACGAGCUGGUCACGCUGCACAACUUCAGUAACCAGUUCCUGCCUAACGCACUGAGGGACUUCUUCAGGCACAUCCACGCCCCAGAGGAGAGGGGCGAAUAUCUGGAGACACUCAUCACCAAGUUCUCCCACCGCUUCUGUGCCUGCAACCCUGUCCUGGUCCGGGAUGUGGGUCUCAGCCCAGAUGCGGUGUAUGUGCUCUGCUACUCGCUCAUCCUGCUGUCUAUAGACUUGACCAGCCCGCACGUCAAGAACAAGAUGUCCAAACGCGAGUUCAUCCGCAACACUCGCCACGCUGCCCAGAACAUCAGCGAGGACUUUGUCGGCCAUCUUUACGACAACAUCUAUCUCAUCGGCCACGUGGCGGCCUAACCGGGAAGUGACGAGGAGUGGAAGUCGGUGAAUACAUGAACCAGUUAUUGCACUGAUGCAAUAUACUACUUUGGACAAUAGUUGUUGCUGGUCAUUCUUAAUAUAGGGUCCUGUACUGCUAGCAAUGAUGCUUGUUUCCAUACUGGGUGGGAGGCGAUCUCUUCUCCGGCUGUAGAGCCAAUGGAGACCAAGUAGCGUAGCGAUUUGGCCCGC